AUGGCAUCCUACGCCAUAAAGAAGAAAGGCGAGUCUUCACGGGCGUGGACUGGGGAGCAGCUGUCCAGCUAUCGGGGGAAGGCUCGCUAUAGUUCUCUUGAGAUCUGGAGGGACAAGGGCACCGGGAGGGCUAUAGACCGUGUCACCUGGCUCAACGCCGGCAUAUUGCGCCAUGUGUCCUUCAAUUUCAUCGUGGAACGAAAGGGCACUUUUGGUGUCCAUGAGUGCAUGGUGAAAUAUGAACACAAGCGUAAAGUUUCCGGGAGCAUUGUUGCUCUCCAGAACGCAUAUUCUCCAGAAUGGAAGUAUCCUGCCGGAUUGACUCUCGAAGGGGCGAUUGUGUUGCUCCUAAAGGACUUCGUCAAGGAUCUCUUGCCAAUCAGGGCUUGGCAGAUUCGCAUCUUCUUCCACGAAAGUCACAACCUCACUUAA
Messenger RNA from Penicillium robsamsonii, 432 nucleotides. RefSeq lists its product as uncharacterized. The coding region runs from base 1 to 432 and encodes 143 amino acids. Lineage: Eukaryota; Fungi; Ascomycota; Eurotiomycetes; Eurotiales; Aspergillaceae. The transcript has 3 exons. The record is from RefSeq and is a predicted model, not a curated record.